UUUGGGUGCUCUUUUUACGGCCACCAUUGGAAGCAUACUCUGCUGGGUUUUGUGGGGCAACCAAGAAGCCAGUCAAGGAUGGACCAGUAUGUCCAGUAGGUCGCUGCAGCCAUGACAAGGCUUCUGGGCUUUGUAUGACAAUGCCUGCACAGGAAGUAUGGGAGCUGCGGGGAGAAGAGCAUGGGGAGCUAGGUGGAAAUAAUGAAGAGUGGAAACAUGGACAAGACAUCCCUGGCAAUAGAAGGACAGAACCAACUCCCUGUCAGGAACCAGAUAAACUGUACACAGUCUCUGGAUGGCACAAGACAGAGGAUUCUACCAGGAGAGAUGAAGAUGAGAUCUGUCACAACAAGAUCAUACACUGCCCGUCCAAGGCUAUGGGCAUCAGAAGAGAGGAACAUGAAUAAAGACAGUAUAAGAGCAAAGACUGCACACAGACGGCUAUCUGCCGAGAUGUCAGUGACCCAAGGAUACAGCGUUAAUGAGUUAAUCGCCAUUAUAAAGGACAAAUUAAUUAACUCCCAUAAGUAUAUUUAUCAGAUGUUUUGUAACAAUGACCCCAAAGGACAAGGGACGAUUUCCAGGGAAGCAAUGACAAGAGUCUUAUGGAAUUUAUGUGGUUUCUUAACUACACAGCAAAUCAAUAAUCUACUCAACAGACUGAAUUUAUCUGGGAAAUCUAGCAUAUCAUUUGAUGAUUUCAGAGUAUGUUUCCAGGCUAAUAAGGUCCAUAACACUGAAUGGCUAAAGCCCAGUACACCUAAACAUCUGCAACGAAAUGUGGGAAAACAAAAGUGCACAACAGCAACAAAGGACAGCCCUCGUAGUGACGAUGACAGAACAUGGAGAACACUGGGAGAGGAAGUAAGCAAGAGUGGAUUGCUUGAAAAUUUUCUUCCGUCAUGUUGCAUUUGUGCAUCUGGAAUGAUCACAUUAGAGCAAUUUACCGUGGCCUUGAAGUGUAUGGGUAUAACAUUUAGUGAUGAAGAGCUCCAGAAUACAUGGACAAGGACCGAAAAUGUAACAAGGUCUGCUAUGCCCACUGUUCUUCUUUUCAGAAAGUUGGGACUAAAGUUUCCAGCUAAUACUAAAGCUGGAAGCAUUUCUAAUGAUAAAAUUAAUAAAAGCAUUCAAGAAGUCAUCUGCAUGACAAAAGAAAAGUUAAACGAAGCAUGUUUGUCAUUGGUGCGAGAAUUCAGUAAAAUGAACACCUCACGAUCUGGUCUGAUUAACAGGUCUGAAUUGCGGCUUGUCUUGCAAAACUUUAACAUUCCUAUGACAGCUGUAGAUUUGGAACAUUUACUUGCAAGAUUUAACUUGAGAAGAAAAGAUGGCCUUGUGGACUUCCUGUCUUUUGUGAAUAAACUAAAGAGCAGAUCCAGGCUCAGCUUCAUAACAAAAAUGUUAGAACAUUCAGAACAAAGACAAGACAAUUAUUUUGGUGGUUUAUCCAGUGGCACCCGAGAAUGUAUUGCAGCUGAAGAAGCUGAAUGGCUGCUUUUCCAGUUAUGCCAAGGCGCUUUUAUUCAAUUACUAGUACAAUUUCGCCAAGCUGAUACCCUGGGAAAUGGCUGUAUUAAUAAAGAUGACUUUAAAGAAAUAAUUGAGAAAACUAUUCAAAAUCCCUUGACUCCAGAACAAAUUAAAAGCUUUGCCAUUUUUUUUGGAGAAGAGGGUUCCAAUUAUAUACAUUUCAUGAAGUUUGUAGCACUGCUUCAAGACAGGCCUUCAACACUUGAGCUAAAGGAAGAAGUGGAACAGCUUUCAUCCUUGAUCAAAGUCCAUUAUCGUAUUGACAAAAUUCGGUAUCUUAAAAAUUUUGAAAUGGAUUUGUCAAGAUACACUCUUGCACAAACCCCAAGAAAGUUGCCAGAGAUACAUUUGAUUGUCCGGGAUCUUCUCCAGCAAAAAUUCUGGCAGUUCUGCAGAUCUUUCAUCAGUGAGUGUAGAAAUGAUGAAUGCAGUGCAGACAAGGAGAAACUUGAUGCUGUAUUCAUUCGAAUGAACUGUGUUCUGCUUCCUGAAGAACUGGAAACCCUGUGGUACAGCCUACCAAUAACUUACCCUGUAGAAUCAAUCUCCUUGCAGAAGCUUCUUUCAUAUUUUGCAAUUAUGAGAAGACCGAAGGAUCUGGGAGACAGAAGAGAGAGGCCAGUGGAAACGAUCCAGCUCAGAAUCGCCAAUGACAUUAUCAAGUACUGGAAAGAAAUAAAGUCCAUUUUGAGAAGUAGAGACCCAAGAGGCACAGGCCAAGUCUCCUUUUCAGAGAUCUGUUCCAUCUUUCUGACACUACAAAUUAAUGUUGGCCCAACUGAAUUUGAUAUCUUGUGCCAGGCAUGUGAUUUCAAUCAGGAUGGAAACUUUCACUACAUUCCUUUCCUACAGUUUUAUACCAGGAAAAACACAUUGAAGCUAAAGUAGUAUAUUACUCCACUCUGUCCAAUGACUAACUGUGACUAGGUAAAGAGGUCACAUUGAUUUCCUGUUCUAAUGGAGAAAAAUAAGGAAACAUUACAUCACCUCUACAGUCUUCAUUUGUUUGUUUUUUUUUAGUCAUCUUUACUCCGUAUGUAUUAACACACAUUUUUUCCCCAAACAGUGUUUAUUAAAGUGCAGUUUUCUAUUUCCAAACAUUAUAGGAAACAAACAUUCAUUGUAGGACAUUUAUAUUACAUAAAGUUGAACACAUUUAAAAUACAAUAAUAUUUAACAAAUCUUGGCAGGAGAGAGAAGAGACCUGAAAAUAUGGUACAAUAAUAUACAGAGAUCAAUUACAAUAAAACACAUACAACUGAGUAGACUGUAGAGCAUCACUUUAUCAGGGGGAACACCAUAUUAAACAUUUAGAGGAGUGAGGGAUUUAUCAUUGGUUUAACUUUUAUUUAGGGUUGAAAAUUCGCAAAUUUAGACUCAUCCAAGGAAACAGCUUGAAUGUAGUGUGAAAUGGUUAGAUUUUUGCAGUGGACAAUGAUCGAACAGUAAAAUUGCGGACUCACACCAGCGUGGACCAAACUGAAAAAAGGUAUCUACAUCCAAGUGCUAUUUAUGAAGAAUCUGCACCUCUUUGAUACAUGUGGGGAAAGUACAUGACUUACACCCUGGCAAAUGGGGAUAAAAAGAACUUUCUAUGGUUAAAGCAUUACUGUCAUGACUUGCUAGAAUUUUUUUUUUUUUUUUUUUUUUUUACAUUUCUUACUUUCUUAAUCUAAUUACUUUUAACCCCUUCCCGCUAUAAGACAUAUGCAUACGUCCAAUCAUCCGACACGUUCGCGCAAUUGGACGUAUGCAUACGUCAUAGCGAUCUCCGGCACUGCCGCGGGCAGCGCAGGAGAUCGGUGACGGGACCCGGCUGUCAACCACAGCCGGAGUCCCGCCGCAGCUGCCAGAGCGGCGAUCGCACUGGUCCCAGCAGCAUUAACCCCAUAGAUGCUGUGAUCAAUCUUGAUCAGGGCAUCUAUGGUGUUGACAGGGGGGGGGUGCUCUCCACGUUCUCCAAUGGCGCCGCCGCGAUACAAUCACGGGUCGCUGUUGGUUGCUAUAGCAGCAGGAGGUCAGAUCAUGACCUCCUGUAUGCCUGCUACGGAAGCCUGUGAGAUCCAGCCAGAGGCUGGAUAGCACAGGCUGUAGUGUCUGCAGCUCAUCAGGUUAUACUGUGCUGCAGUACAAAUGUAUUGCAGCAUAGUAUAACCCGUAGAAAGUGUAAAAAAUGUAAUAAAAUGUUCUUCAAUAAAAGUAUGAAGUGUAAAAAAAUAAAAAUAAAAAAAAUGCCCCCUCCCACCAAAAAAGAUCAAAAACACAAAUCAUAUACAUAAUAGGUAUUGCCACGUCCGUAAUGAUGUGUACUAUAUAACUAAAAUGUAAAUUAUCCCACACGGUGAACACAAAAAAAAAAAGAAGUAAAUUUGGCAAUUUUGGUACAAAUAGCGGAAUAAAAAAAGACCAAAAGGAAGCACGCAGCACAAAAAUGAUACGAAUAAAAAGUACAGCUCAUCCCACAAAAAAUAAGCCAUUACUCAAUGGCGUCGGACGAAAAAUAAAAAGUUACGGCCGUUGAAAAAUGAAUGGCAGAAAAAGAAUUUUGCUCAGAAAAGGAAAAAGAAGAACAUAGAAAGCUAUAUAAAAUGGGUAUCGCCAUAAUCGUACUGACCCACAGAAUAAAUAUAACAUCACUUUUACUGCACAGUGUACACCAUAAAAAAAAAAAAAAAGGCAGAAAUUUUCCAGUUUUUCACAAUAUUUAGAAGUUUUAAACAAAAAUGCUUCAUGUGUCAACAAAAAUGCACCACUUGUAUAAAGUACAAUAUGUCACGAAAAAAAACCUCUCAGAAUCGCUCUGCUCAGAAAAAGCGUUCUAAAGUUAUUACCAUUUAAAGAGAUACAUGUCAAUUUUUUUUUUUUUUUUAAAGAGCCUGGUCAUUAAAGGGUAGC
Molecule: messenger RNA, 4428 nt
Organism: Hyla sarda
Lineage: Eukaryota; Metazoa; Chordata; Amphibia; Anura; Hylidae
Exons: 19
Coding region: 202-2421 (739 amino acids)
Cellular component (GO): nucleoplasm
Molecular function (GO): calcium ion binding
Source: RefSeq, a predicted model, not a curated record